UGUCUAUACACAGAAUGUCUUCAUUCGGCUCAACUCCAAUGAGUAACAAAAAUGCUAUUAGGAGAAAAAAAUCAAUAGCAAAUGAUAGCUUCUACUUUAACAAAACUUUCACAAGCACAAUGAAGAAUUACUUAACCGGAGGAAGAAUAAGCAUGAAGAAAGUCAAUCGAAAGCAGAGCAAAGCUAAGAGGAAUAGGUUGGUGAGCCAGACUAGUAAGCUCAAAAAACCUGAUGUAAAUUCUAUAUGAAUCAAGAAAAACUCCCUCUUCAACAAUGAACGGUGGAUGAAUUUUGACGAUUCAUUCCAAGGCUGGAAUAUGAUUACAGAUCUUGUUUGAAAUACAGAAGGAUUUCAUUUUAAGAAUAUCAUGAAUAAAAUCUCGAUGAAAUAAGCCCAAAAUUAAGUACACUGAGAAGACGACCGCUUCGAUUAAUCCAAAAAGAUUGAAAAGCUCAUACGGAAAGCCAAAAGGAGUUUCUCUUAAUAAUGGUUUAUCGGAAAUGAUCCUUAGUCCUCAUCCUAUUAAUAAUGAGACUGGGAAUACAAGUUUGAUUCCCAUAGAGGAGAAUAUUGAGAAACUUCCGAUCCCCAUCAAGCCUAUGCGUAGAAAGCAUACUCACAGAUCGAAGGCUAUGAGCAUGAGGAGAAACCACGAGGUUCGUCUCCAUAGGCCACAGAGAAGGCACAAAGCAAAAGAAACCGCAACUCAAGUUUUCAAUAAAAUAAUAGAUGAUAUAAAUGCUAAGAAGUCUUUGAGGAAUAGAACAAUUGAACCUCGUAUACGAUCAGGACCAAGAGAUGUAAUGUCGUCUCAAGGCCCCAGAAAUAGAAUGAAAUUAUUAGAACUAGGCAGUCCAAAAAUGAUACUUACUCCUGAAAGGCAAAUGGACCAAAUUUCAAUAGGAAGGAAUCUUGAGGAAUAUAAAGAAACAGUGAUUUCUCAAAUGCGUGAAUGUCAGUCUCCAAUUCAGGUAUUGAAAAUGAGCAAGGUAUUAUGAGCUCCUUUCUUCUCAUACAAUUCUCCUACUCAGAAGUCUGUAACAAAGUAUCUUAGCCCAGUAAGAUAGCUUCCUAAACUACUGAGAUAUUAUUCAAUGCAAGUA
Molecule: messenger RNA, 1104 nt
Organism: Moneuplotes crassus
Lineage: Eukaryota; Ciliophora; Spirotrichea; Euplotida; Euplotidae
Source: the annotation of a GenBank genome assembly